Messenger RNA from Eurypyga helias (sunbittern), 4134 nucleotides. RefSeq names its product E1A-binding protein p400-like. The transcript has 26 exons. The annotation marks the transcript as partial. Lineage: Eukaryota; Metazoa; Chordata; Aves; Eurypygiformes; Eurypygidae. Gene Ontology annotation, molecular function: ATP hydrolysis activity; ATP binding; histone binding. Gene Ontology annotation, cellular component: Swr1 complex. The record is from RefSeq and is a predicted model, not a curated record.
AUGCCUCCUGUUCCUCAAGUGGCUCAGCAGAUUAGCCAGGAGCAAAGCCAGCAGCAAAAUGGACCAAACUUGUCAAGUUUUCACAGUUCCUUACCAGCUCCACACGGCAGGAAGCCAGCUUCUCUUCAGCAGCUGAUUUUAAGUGUGGCUCGUCAUCAUGAGGAUGUGGUACGUCAUAAGGAAGCAUGCAGGAAAAGAGAAGAGAAGCAACUGAGGGCUGUUGCUGCUUCUACUGCUAGAGAAAUCGAACAUUUCUGGUCCACCAUUCAACAGGUAAAUGUGAAAAAAAGAACAAAGAAAUGUAAAGACGUGCCGGUUUGUGCAGAAAUAAGAGACCCUCUGAAUGAGAGCCUUCAGGAGGAAGAGUCACUUCCAGAUCUUCUCACAUCGACUGUGAAGAAAUCCAUGGCAGAUCUAGCGGCCGCUGCCGCUGCUGCAGAAGCGUUGUUACCCAAGGGCAGUGCUCAGAUCACAACAGCGGUGAAAAGUGAUUCUCCACCCUUAUUACGGGGCACUCUCAGAGAUUAUCAGAAGACUGGACUGGAGUGGUUGGCAAAGCUGUACCAGACGAAUCUCAAUGGCAUUCUGGCUGAUGAAGCUGGGCUUGGAAAAACAGUGCAAGUUGUUGCUUUUUUUGCCCACUUGGCAUGUAAUGAAGGUAACUGGGGUCCUAUUCUUGUGGUUUCACAAAACUUUAAUGUGCUGAAGUGGGAGAUUGAACUGAGGCGCUGGUGUCCUGCUUUGAAAAUUCUUCUGUAUCUAGGGGACCCAGGAGAACUUCUGACAAAAAGACAGGAAUGGACUGACCCCAACACCUUUAAUGUGUGUGUUGCCUCCUGCGAGCAGUUCUUCAAAGACUCCGAAGCAUUCAUGAAAGUACAAUGGAGGUACCUAGUUCUAGAUGAGAGGCAGAAUGGUGGCAACAUGACAGAGCAGCACUGGGAUGCAAUAUUCAAUCUCCAGAGCCAUCAUCGAUUACUCUUGAUGGAUACGAUUCUGCCUACUGCCUUCCAAGACCUGUGGGCCAUUGCCUGUUUCCUGAUUCCAGGGAUUUCCCAAUCCUAUCUGUUUUUUACGAAGGUAGCAUCUGUGGAAGGGAAUGAAGAUCAUUACCAGCGAGUUGCAGCGAGACUGCAGAGAGUAAUGCAGUCAUUUAUUUUGCGGAGGUCCAAAAUUCAUGUUGAGAAGCAGUUACCAAGGAGAUAUGAGCAUGUGCUUACGUGUACUUUUUCUCAUCGGCAGAAGUCAAUGUAUAAAGACAUCUUGUCUCAACCAAGAACUCAAGAAUAUCUUAGAAGUGGACACCUUGCCAGUGUCCUCCAUAUUCUGACGCAGCUGCUACGGGUGUGUAACCAUCCUGAUCUGAUAAGUUCCCGGCUCCCAAGCUCUUCCGUUGUAUUAGACACGCUGGAGUUUACAACUGCUUCUCUAGUGCUGAAUGCAUUAGCAUGGGAUCUUUGGAAGCAUGCAGACUGGUCUCUCUUUGAUGUGAUUGGGAUGGAAAACAGAAUGACUCGCUAUGAAGCACAGAUCCUGCCAAAACUGAAGGUAACUAGGGAGCGUAUUGAAGAGAUCUACAGUUCUCCUUCAGCACCCAGACUUGAGCCGCUGAAGCUGAAACCAAAUAGGUUAUUUACACCAGUGCAGUAUGGACAGAAACCUGAAGGUAGGACUAGAGACUUCUCAAGGUCUCCAUUACAGAAGAAGGUGGACACAGCGACAGAUCAUUGUGAGAAAAUAAAAAGACGACAACCCCUUGUCAUGUUCUCAGAAAAUCCGUGUAGGAAAGCAGCCAGCAAGAUACUACUCAGCCCAACGGCUUCUGCAGCUGGAACACAAGAGAGAGGUGCUCAGCCAGAGAAGCCUGGUAUCAUAGAAGAAAAAAGACAACUAAAGGAACACCUGGACAAAAUAUAUUCUGUGAAUGAGCGUCAUUGUUCCAGAACCCCCCUCUAUGGCAGAGACUUGUUGGAAAUUUGCUCUUGGAUCAGUGAAAGAAAAAUCUCUCAGCACUGUUCUGCCAGGAUUAACAAAUGGCGCUGGGCUGGCUUUGCCAAUUGCCUUCCAUAUUCAAGUACUUCAGGGGUUCUAAAGGAUCCAUUGCAAGAACUCAUUCUGAGCUUGAAGCAGCAACAGAUCGCAUUGAGGGAUGUUGUUAUUAGAGAUCUGCGCGUAUUGCCAGCUGUUGCCGUUGCUACUCCAUAUCUGUAUGUAGCACAUCCUCCUUACACAUAUACCCACAAAAUGAGGGUCCUGAAGCUUAGUCUAAAGGAACAGAUACUUCCCUACUUCCAUUCACUGCAGCAGAUAGCAAGGCCUCAUUUUCUACAGUUUCCAGAUCCCCGCCUGUUGCAGCGCGAUUCAGGCAAGAUGGAAGCUCUGGCUGUCUUGCUUCGGAAGCUGAAAGCGAGAGGCCAUCGUGUGUUGAUUUUGACGCAGAUGAUUCCGAUGCUUGAUAUACUGGAGCUCUUCUUGAAUGUCCGUUUUCUCACCUACGUAAGAGUUGAAGAGAGUGGUGCUUGCAGUUGGCGUUUUCUGGUAAGAGGACCCCUUGCUCAAGAAUCCAUAAAAAACUUCAACCAAGACAAGCGAUUCUUCUGUGCUAUUCUUUCUUCCCACACUCCUGCCACAGGUGUCAGCCAUGUAGAUGCGGAUGCUGUUGUCUUCUAUGACACUGACUUAGAUCCGCUGAUGGAGAAACAGGCUAACGAAUGGUGUGAUAAAAUUGCAAGAGGCAGAGAUGUACACAUAUACAGGUUUAUAAGUGGUAAUUCUGUUGAAGAGAGGCUGUUGAGAAAAGGUAUUAAACAUUUGAUUCAAGAAGUGGCUGCUGAGGGAGAUAAUCGUUCGACAGACGUCUUAACUCAGGUGCAUGAUUCAAGAAAUGCCAUGGCUCCUUCACGGUUAGAACGGCUGGCUAGCUUUCUGGAUGAGCUUAAGCCGAUUGAAAAGUAUGCAUUGAAUUUCUUGGAAUUGUUUCAUACUUUGAAUGAGCAAAAAAGCCAGAAUGUCAACGAGGAGUUAAAAACUGCAAAUAUAAAAUGGGACUAUCAGCAUGCCAAGGAGCUGGAAAAGACAAAAGAAAAACUUCAGCAAAAAAAGGAACUCUUAACGUAUACCAGACAGGAUGCUUAUAACAUGGAAUUUGUCUCUGAAGGCCCAGAUGGAGAAAUAGAGAUAAUGCCUCUCUGGACUCCCCCUAUUGUACCUGAGAGUCAUGAUGAUGUCUACACUGAUUCAGUCAUGUGUCUGAUGUAUACUAGUACCCUGAUUCCAGAGUCUAAGCUUCCACCCCUGGUUGUUAGGAAGGCGUGUAAGCGAAAGAGAGCAGAUCUGGCAUCUUCAGGUGAGAGAAAGAAGCAUUGCCAUAGAAGGAUGGUUGUUCCUCCACCUUCACUUUUCGAUGAAGUGACUCCAAGAAUACUGAAAACAAGACAGAAGAGCAAAGCUCAGAAGACUUUCCUCUUGCAAAAUACGUUUACUGCUUUACCAAGCCCUUUGUCAGCUCUCAUCAAGGCAGCUGCUGACACUGGCCAAGACAGUCCGGCAUGGCUAAUUGCUGAAGACCUGGCACUGUUAAAAGCGGUGAAACAGUUACGGACACUUCCUUUAAACCCUGCUCUUGUGUCACCGGCACAGAGAGCGAACUGGGAGUUUGUCAGUGAUGUCGUUAACUCCUGUAACUAUGUUCAUCGCUCCCCAAAGCAAUGCCAAAACCGUUACACAAAUGCAUUUGCAAGUCUAGAUGGAAAGAACAGAGAUGAUUAUUCUCUUCAUGCUAGACAAGCCUAUGCUAACGACCAGAAUUCUGAACGUAUUCAAAUCUACAUGAAUCACUUUGAGUUGAUGACAAUGACUUCUAGAAAAAGAAGUUCCUCAAAAAGGUUUCUUGCAGACAACUAUGACAAGCUGCUACCUAUGCCUGAAGUUGUUUCCAUCUGUGCAGAGCCUAUGAUGAUACAUGAAAAGGAAUCGACCAAAGAACAAAUAGCUGCACAGCUGCAGGAGCAACAGCCUAGUCAGAAGCAAGAAGAGGAACCAACGGAUACAGGAUUUUGGGCUUCAUCCCAGAGUGCAUUUUACGAUGUUGAAAAAGGAAUUCCAUAUAUAGAGAGGAACAAAUGUCAUUUUAUG